UUGCGUAGAAAAAUACGUGCAAUGUAUUUUUUAAUAAUUUUAAAUAGCUUUAUAGCGAUUAGUGCAUUAGAGUCACGCGUAUUUAACGGCGUUGAUUUGUAUCCACAGAAACACCGGCAUUUGGUACGUCUCGAAAUCAAUUUUUGGGACCCAAACAUCCAAGGAACUUGCACCGGCUCCAUAAUUAGUAAAGAAUGGAUAAUCACAGCCGCACACUGCGUCGCCGAUGAUGAGAUCGAGUCGAUUACCGUGCGACAAUUUAAUAAAGAGAUCGACAGGAUCCUAACGCAUGUGAGACCAAACAAUUUUUUUAAACAUUCAUUAUAUAUCCACGGUCUUGAAGAGGUGUCCAAUUUCAAAAAUGAUAUUGCUUUAUUAAAAGCUUCAAAUAGAAUCGUCUUUGAUAAAUAUGUUUCGCCGAUUAAACUAGCACAACUAGCACAAGUUCAGCCUCAGAUUGGCGAUUUGGUAAUAAUGGCUGGAUAUGGAAUUAACGAGAUAUCAGAGAUGGAGCCGCCAUUGCCGCGACAAGGAGUGGCAAAACUUACUCAAUGCCCUAGCAAUGAAUAUGAAGGUUUGUGGUGUAUAUAUAACUAUGUAAAAACGUCACCUGGAGACUCCGGCGGGCCGCUGACCCAUAAUGGUAAAUUAGCGGGCAUUAUAUCUGGAGGUUAUGGACAGGGAUGCACUAGAGAGGAUUCUCCAAUACUGCCAUGCCUACAAUUUUAUCCUAAAGUAGCAUAUCACUAUUAUUGGAUAUUUAAAGUAAUAAUUUACAAUGGAAUGUAAAAUACCUACACAUAUUUAGCUCUUAAAUUAUUAAAUAAA
Molecule: messenger RNA, 828 nt
Organism: Cydia strobilella
Lineage: Eukaryota; Metazoa; Arthropoda; Insecta; Lepidoptera; Tortricidae
Product: trypsin-like
Exons: 1
Coding region: 22-789 (255 amino acids)
Biological process (GO): proteolysis
Molecular function (GO): serine-type endopeptidase activity
Source: RefSeq, a predicted model, not a curated record